Messenger RNA from Musa acuminata subsp. malaccensis (wild Malaysian banana), 1581 nucleotides. Its product is annotated as G-protein coupled receptor 1. Gene Ontology annotation, cellular component: plasma membrane. Gene Ontology annotation, biological process: cell surface receptor signaling pathway; adenylate cyclase-activating G protein-coupled receptor signaling pathway. Gene Ontology annotation, molecular function: G protein-coupled receptor activity. Lineage: Eukaryota; Viridiplantae; Streptophyta; Magnoliopsida; Zingiberales; Musaceae. The record is from RefSeq and is a predicted model, not a curated record.
GAACGUCUUUUCUCCCCCAUCCUUCCCUCUUCUUCCCUCCUCUCCCUCACGCGGAGAGCGCGCGAGAUCCGGCGAUCCGAACCGAUGAAUGCGCCGUCGACGGCGGUGGGCCUUAGCUCGGCGGAUCGCCACGUCCUGACCGCGGUCAGCGUGGGCGCAGCAGCGCUCUCGCUCGCGGGGUCGGCCUUCAUCGUCCUCUGCUACCUCCUUUUCAAGGAGCUCCACAAGUUCUCCUUCAAGCUCGUCUUCUUCCUCGCCCUCUCCGAUGUGUUUUGCAGUUUCUUCACCAUUGUUGGGGAUCCAUCUAAUAGAUUCUUUUGCUAUGCUCAAGACUACAGUGUACAUUUCUUUUGCGUGGCUUCAUUCUUGUGGACAACAACCAUUGCAUUUACUCUUCAUCGCACUGUUGUGAAACACAAAACAGAUGUGGAAGAUUAUGGAUCAGUCUUUCACUUGUAUGUUUGGGGUACUUCGCUUGCUACGACUGUAAUACGUUCGAUAGGCAGUGAUUAUGGACGACCAGGGGCAUGGUGUUGGACUGAGCCUGCUCGAAGUGGGAAGGUAGCUCACCUAAUAACUUUUUAUGUGCCAUUAUGGAGUGCUAUACUUUACAAUGGGUUUACAUACUUUCAAGUGAAUCGCACGCUAAGCAAUGCAACACGGAUGGCGGUGGCCUUGUCCGAGCAACCAAACCAAUCUGACAUGAGGGCAGAAAAGAAGGCAUUCAAUAGGUGGGGCUACUAUCCUUUGAUUCUGAUAGGAUCUUGGUCGUUUGCAACAAUCAACCGUCUCUAUGACUUCAUUAGUCCAGACCACAAGAUCUUUUGGCUUUCGUUCCUUGAUGUCGGGUUUGCUGGACUUAUGGGACUGUUUAAUUCAAUUGCUUAUGGUCUUAACUCAUCUGUACGACGAGCGGUCACCGAAAGAAUUGAAUUAUGGAUUCCCGAGAAAUAUAGAAGGUGGCUUCCGGUUUCUUCAAAGCUAAGAAGUCGACAACCAGAAAGUGAGCUCACUUCACUAAUAGUUGCAAGCCAGCAGUAACUAUGGUCUGCUGUAUUUUGGUCCUCCAGUGUACUUGCUUCCUCAUAGAAGAGCCACGAGGAUUGGAAGUAUCAUAGCUAUUGGCAAAACUGCUUUUUUUUACUCGAGUUGCCCAUUCCAGUGACAUCCUUUACCCAAAAUCAGUAGCAUGCUACGCAAUUACACAUCAGAGAUUUUUUCAGCUUCGCCAUUUCCGAAACUUCUUAUCACUCGCAGCUCACGAGAACGAUUCGGUCUGCCUAGGUGGUAGGCAUCGAUGAGGUCCCUACAUAUAAGCCUCGGAGAAUCUAAGGAGUGAUGGGAAAUUCAUAAAUGCAAGUAAACAGAAGAUAAGCAUGUGAGGCUAAGCUUGUGCAUCAAAAUUUAUCAGUGUCGAUAUUCUUUUAUUUUGGUUUUUUUGUAUCAUUACCGGAACAUCACGAGUUACUGAUGCUUCUUCAUGCUCUGGGAUUCGGGAUUUAUUGAUCCAGCUAUGGUACUCUGAUUGUGAUGACAUAUGUUGAUAGUGAAUAUCAUCAGAUCAAUUGUUUUUUAGUAACU